This is a messenger RNA of Symbiodinium sp. CCMP2592, 154 nucleotides long. The record is from the annotation of a GenBank genome assembly. Lineage: Eukaryota; Dinophyceae; Suessiales; Symbiodiniaceae.
GAUCGCUUACUUGCUGGAGUCCAGAGUCUGCUGUGCUCGCCCGUAUCUCUGGGAAAAAGAGGAGCGUCCUGAGAUAGGGCAUGCGCAGUUCGGCGAGUUCCUUUCCCAGAUGCAAGGAAGGCUGACACAUGGAGCGGCGCACCAUAACCCAUAG